CAAACCAAAGCCCAAGCCUGAAAACCCAUUCAUUUGUUCUCCUUUCUGUUGCGUUGGGCAUCACUCUCUCAUAUUUCUCAGCCAGAGUCACAGUAGCCUCUGUCUCUCCGUCCGUCACAUCUCUAAUUGUAAAUACAUCUCUUUGCUCUACGCGUGGGAAUUCUUUGUUAAGCUAUUUGAAGUCAUGGUGGGGUGGCAGAGACAUUUGCAGUUUGUUCUUCGUCAAGUUGGAAAAAGGGUGGAACAUAAUUUCAAUGCAUCUUCCAAGUUUUCUUCUCUGUCUCAUGUGGAAUCCCCUCUUUUUCCGGGUCAGUUAGCACAUGUUCAAAGGCUCUGGAAAUCACCCUCUUCAAACUUCUCGAGGCCUUUAUAUCAGUAUCUGCAGCAAUUGGGUAUUUCCAGCUCAAGGAAGUUACUGGCAGAGUCAUCAAAUGAGACACCUAUUUCAUCUCCAUUGACUCCUGUGUUAGCAAUAGAUAGUGGAAAAACUGAUGAGCAGAAGGUGGUAGCUAAACCCUCAAAAGUUCAAGCAGUUCGAAAGGGCAUAAAACAGAGUCCUAAAAAGGUUAACUUGGUUGCCAAAUUGGUACGUGGCAUGCGUGUGGAAGAUGCAUUAUUGCAGCUACAAGUGACCAUAAAGCGAGCAGCACAAACUGUCUAUCAGGUUAUUCGCUCUGCCCGAGCUAAUGCCACUCAUAAUCAUGGGUUCGAUCCUGAUCGUCUACUUGUUGCUGAGGCAUUUGUGGGGAAGGGAUUUUAUAAGAAAAGGAUUUCAUACCAUGCCAAGGGAAAAUGUGGAAUUAAAGUAAGACCAGAAUGCCGUUUGACAGUGGUUGUUAGGGAGAUAACUCCAGAAGAGGAGGCGCAAAUAGCCCGGUUGAGAGUCCACAAUUUCCGCAAGAAGACUAAGAGGGAAAAACAGCUUGUACCUCAUACGCUUAUUGAGACAACUCCAAUUUGGAACCGAAAAAGAAAAACCCGCCGUGAUGAACCAAAUGUGGCUGCUUAAGGUUAAUUUCUUCAUGUUUAGGCCUUUUGUUGCAAGUUUUUAUUAGUUUGUGAGACCUGGAUCUGCGUUAUAGCAGGAAUUAUCGUGUAGAAUUGUGCUACCAAAAUAUAGCUUCAGAGGCCGCAUGUGGUUUCCAACACUAAAAUUUAGAAUUUCAGGGAAACAUAUUUCCAGUUUAAUUCAUCUGUAGAAUGAAAUAAUUUUUUGUAAUGAACAUAUAUCCAUAAUUCUCUGUUUCUUGAUACCAUUUUAGAAGACUGUAUAAAAAGUAAAUCAAAUUUUAUCA
Messenger RNA from Mangifera indica (mango), 1295 nucleotides. Its product is annotated as 50S ribosomal protein L22, chloroplastic-like. Gene Ontology annotation, molecular function: structural constituent of ribosome. Gene Ontology annotation, biological process: translation; ribosome assembly. Gene Ontology annotation, cellular component: mitochondrial large ribosomal subunit; ribosome. The coding region runs from base 185 to 1009 and encodes 274 amino acids. The transcript is spliced from 7 exons. The record is from RefSeq and is a predicted model, not a curated record. NCBI's taxonomy places the organism in Eukaryota, Viridiplantae, Streptophyta, Magnoliopsida, Sapindales, Anacardiaceae.